Messenger RNA from Momordica charantia (bitter melon), 887 nucleotides. RefSeq lists its product as uncharacterized. Lineage: Eukaryota; Viridiplantae; Streptophyta; Magnoliopsida; Cucurbitales; Cucurbitaceae. The record is from RefSeq and is a predicted model, not a curated record.
CAUUCGAGGACAAAAAGGAAAAAAGAAAAGAAAAAACAUGUCAUUGCAAAAUACUUUCGCCCUUCAGUCCAAGUACAACGACAAAUACUUGUGCUACAUCGACAAUGAAGACCCACAACUCCAUGGCUUCCUCAAAUUCUCCGAAGAUGAGUUCUCAACUCAUUCAAAAUUCCACAAAGAGCCAGCCAGCACAGCUGAUGAGUUCAUCAACAUAAGAUCGGUCUACAGCAACAAGUAUUGGGUGAGCCGAUACGAGAACGACGAGCACUGGAUCGUGGCCGAAGCCAACGAGCCAAAUGAAGACCAAUCGAGCUCGUCGUGCACACUCUUCCAAGCCAUCCCUGUGGACGAUGGGAGCGCCAUAAGACUUCUCCAUGUGCACCUCAACAAGUACGUUUGUUUAUCCAAGGAUUCCUCCCAAUUCCCUCUUUGCAUCUUUGCAGGAUCCGUCGAUCCCGAUCCCGAUCGCAUCGACGUGUUCGUGGUCAAGAAUAUCAUCCCCCCGAAACAAUCAGGGCCAUCGAGGCUUGCAUUCAAGGGCGACAAUGAAAAAUACCUCAAGGUGGAAGUGAUUGAUGGAAAGCCACAUCUGAAGUUCUCAGCUAAAGACACUGAUGAAGCAGAAGUGUGGUUCAAAUGCCCCAACAUCGCCAAGAAGAAUGAUACAAGUGGUCAUAUUCAAUCAAAUUUUAACAAUGAAUUUUGGAGGCAACAUCUAUUGCCAGCGAUUUGUAGAUCAUGAAGGUAAGUCUAGUAAGAUGGAUUGCCUCAUUGCAAAUACUGUUGAGAAUACCCCACAAGCAAAGCUACACGUGGAGGUACGGAAACGUUAAUAAACCUCCACGUGGGAUGAAUAAAGGAAAAUACCUGGGUGUUGACUGAGAAAA